Anopheles coluzzii is the source of this 9435-nucleotide messenger RNA. RefSeq names its product ralBP1-associated Eps domain-containing protein 1 (gene Reps). Lineage: Eukaryota; Metazoa; Arthropoda; Insecta; Diptera; Culicidae. Bases 1239 to 4619 code for a protein of 1126 amino acids. Gene Ontology annotation, biological process: endosomal transport; endocytosis. The transcript is spliced from 7 exons. Gene Ontology annotation, cellular component: cytoplasm; plasma membrane. The record is from RefSeq and is a predicted model, not a curated record. Gene Ontology annotation, molecular function: calcium ion binding; protein binding.
UCAGCUUCCCGUCAUAUGUGCAAGCAGCUGAAAAGAAAAAAAAACGGAAAAUAAGGAAAAACACAGCAAAACAGCGCAGCACGUACGGAUGUACCAAUAGAUAGGUUCGGGUCGCGGGAGCACCAAAACAGCAUCAGCGUGUGUGUGUGUGUGAUCGGGUUUCGAUCGCAAGAAGGAAGAAAAACCCCCGCAGCACCGAAACCAGGGAGCAGGCAGCUGCUCAUCCGGUCAAAGAAGCGCUCAUCGGCGUUGGCAAAGAAACCUCCCACAAGGGGCCUCGGGUCUUUGCGGAGAAAAGAUGAGCUGGUGUAGCUUCUAAAACCACACAGGUGUAUCGGUGGAAGUGGAGAAGACAAUCUUGUUCCCCCGACGAGUGUCAGUGGGCCAAUCCCCGUGGUGGACGGUGUUCGGAAGCGGAAGGGGGACCAAAAUUAGAUCUGCCAGAGUAGUGUGAGCGGAAAAACACCGCUAAGAAGAGUUGAUGCCCAACAUUGUGCCAACAACUCCUCCAUACCCAAACGCACACACGCAUAACAAGCUCUUUUUCAGCACGGAUCGGCUGGAAAACGGGAACGGAAACGGAAGUGCAAAGUGUUUUCGUGCGAAGGGAAAUCUACAGAGCAAAAAAAAGAGAGAGAGAGCGAGAGUGAGUGAGGUCACAAAGGAAGUGCUCCCGGUACACACGCGUAUCGCAUCCCCUCCCCACUCUGGUACCUUCCAUCCUCAACCGACGGGACAAUUUAGUGCCCAAUGUGUGUGAACGCCGUGCUGGUGUGUGCGCGUCCGAAUCACGUCGGCAUGCAGGAGGGUUGAUGGUUGAUUUGUUUGCUAAAUUGUUGCGCCCUCGUCGUUCCCUCCCCGCCCCACCCCCUGUUCCGACCCGUUCCGUGUUUAGGUCACUGGGUGGGCUGUCGGUAGUGUAGCCCCGUGGCGGGGGAGAAGAAGAAAGCAACGACACACAUCCCCGAACACACUCGGUUGCGUGUCAUCCGUGCAUUACGCGGUGCGUGUAGAGUGUGUGGUUGUGUGCGCUUGUGAGUGGGCUGCAUGCCAAAGGUCACCACAACUGGGUGAAAAUCCAUCUCAAACAGCGCCCCUCAAUCCGCCACACACCAUUCCACCGGAAAAAAAACUUCGAUCGAAAGUGUGGAGCCUUCAGCCAGCGACCAGGUCCAGCACCCAGCCCAGGACUUUUGUUUCCACGGCAACCAGGAACAUUCACAGCCACCACGACGACGAUGGAUGAGCUGAGCGAGGCGGAACUGCGGUACUACAAUGAUCUGUUUAAAAUCUGCAGCGAAACGGACGGGGCGGGCAAGAUACCGGCCCUGAAGGCGACGUCACUGUUCCGCUCGGCCAACCUGUCCAGCGAGAUCAUAAACAAGAUUACGGCACUGGCUGGCAUUCCCCAAACGGCACUGCACCUUUCCCGGCAGCAGUUUUACGGCUGUCUGAAGCUGAUCGCCGCCUACCAGGCCGCUGUCCCGCUGCGGGAAGAGAUUCUUACAACUUCGGUCAAUCUGCCGCUGCCCCAGUUCAGCUGGAUCGAUCCGGCGACGGGACCAUCGUCCGGGGCGGGCGACUCUUCGUCCCUUUCCUCGAGCAUCUUGUCGGCGGCGGGAUCGGGCAGCGGUACCGGGGCCGGCGGCAGCCAAACGGGCACGCUGGAACGCAACGGCUACAGUGAGGUGAACCGUCGUGCCUCGCUAAAAAUGGCUGGCAGUGUAGCGGGUGGAGGCGGUGGUGCGGGCAGCACAACACAGGACAGCAGUGCCUCGACCGGGGGCGAAAUGACCAACUCCGACCAGCCGAGCACCGACUCCGAGGUGGAGCAUAACGAUGAUCCGGUCAAUAUGAUUCGGGGUGAGCGCGAGCGGCACACGGUCGGUAUGCUGAAGGGCGGUGGCAUUGUGAUGAUCGGCAACAGCCAUCCACUGGUGGGCGGGGGUGCCGGUGGUGGUGGUCAUGGCGGAGGACACGGCGGUGGUGGUGGUGGAGGAUCGCCGGAAGCGUGGAGUACGGCAAGCGAUAGUCCGACGCCGACGAACAGCGUCGCGGAACGGCCGUGGGCCAAUCAAACCCUCUGGCAGGGGUUGGUGUGUGAGGAGCAGCGGCAGCUGCUGGGCACGGAGGAGGAAUCGUCCGACCGGCACAGCAGCGACGAGGACGAGCAGGAGAUUGAUCUCGAGUAUUUCUACCAGAUUUCACAAACGCAGAAGGACUACUAUCUGAAACAGUUCCGCACGAUCCAGCCGGACGUGCACGGGCUGGUGAGCGGACCGGUUGCGAGGGUUUUCUUCGAGAAAUCACGCAUCCCGAUCGACGAGCUGCGACACAUCUGGCAGAUGUGCGACGUGACGCGGGAUGGCGCCCUAAACUUGGCCGAAUUUACCGCCGCCAUGCAUCUGGUGGUGCUGCGUCGCAACAACAUACCCGUGCCGGCCACACUACCCCCCUGUCUGUUGCCAACGCUACUGCAACACUCACUGCUUCAACCGGCAGCGGGCGGUGCGUCCGGCAGUUCCGCUCUGCCGGCCAGUGCUUCGGCCGAGGUGCCAACAACGACCGGUGGCAGCGGUUCUGGUGCUGCCGCCGGUGCGAAUGUUUCCCUCGCUAACGAACGAACCGAACCGGCGGAAGCAGAUCUGCUACAUCUCGAAAGCGAUGACAAUGUAGAGAGCAGCAGCCGGAAGCGGUUCGACGCCCACAAAGACUAUCAGCGCAUGGUGCCGGUGCCGGACACGCUCACGUUUGCGAAGGUUGCUGCGCCGGCUGGGGGUGGCGCGCCGGUAGGGGUCAGCGUUGCCGCACACGAUGCCAGCCCGCCCUCCGUAUCGUCGGCGACCGGUGUUGGCAGCAGCAGCGGUACGACCGGCUCCGUAUCGGUCGCCAACGCCACCAAGGGCAGCAGCAACAGUGGCAGCAACAGCAGCAGCGCGGCUGUGUCCACGACUGGCGGUCGCAAAACGCCACCGAACGUUUCGCCGCCGGUUUUGGCGCAGCACCAUCAACAGCACGCGGCCGGUUCGGCCCAGAAGGUGAAACAAUCGGCCGACCAUCCAGCCACGCCACCGAACACAAAAACCAACAAGGAGUGGAACUCAACCACGAAAGAAUGGACCAAGUUCAUGGAAUCUCCCACAUCGAACGUCUCUAGUCCGGGCCCGAAGCCGGUCAACUUUGAUCUGCAGCGAACGACGCAAGCGAUUGUGUCCAAUCCACACAUUGUGCAUCCUGUCCCAUUACGUGUUACCCCUGUUGGUGCUGAAGCGGUCGAUAAUGGUAGUCUAGUCUAUGGUAGUGACGGCACCGGCAGCCUAAUGGUCGUCCAAACGAGGGACGAUUCCAGCCCGAAGCAACAAACUUCCCAGCAGCAGCAGCAGCAGCAGCAACCGCCACUGCCCCAUCAUCACAGCACGCCACGGGACUCGCUCACGAAUAGCGGCGAUUUACGUGCCAUCCAAAGACCGCAGCCGAAGAAACCACCGUCGAAGGGUGUCGGUGCGAUACCGCCACCGCCGCAGCGCGAUUCCGGCGGUGCCCAUCCAGCGAGCAGUGCGCACUCGGGCAACGAUUCGAUGACCGUUUCGCUCGAUGCGUCCGGCUUUGCGGCUAGCAGCAGCAGUAGUGCGGGUGGCAGUAACGCAACCGCCACCAUCGAACGUUUGCCCUCGCUGGCGAAGAAACAAUCGGUCGAUCAGCAGCCACCGCCACCGCCGCUGCCGCCACCGAGACCGUCCGCCCAUCGGCACACGCGCAGCAGCAGCCUGGAUCUGAACAAGCUGAAGCUCACGACGAACAGUGCGGCCAUGGCACCGAUAGGCGAUCCGCUCAAGAUGCCACCACCGCCCGAGGUGCCACCGAGGGUAACGCCGACCGGGGAGGCACCCACCGGUCAUCGACAGCCGGCCCAUGGGUUUGCCGACUUUACCCACUUUCCCAGUGGAGCGUCGUCCGGACAGCGGAUUGGGUCAAUCGGUGAUUCGAGUAACAUCACAACGAUCCAUCUCGAUGCGGCCGGCAACAUGACACACCAUUCCACACCGCGCGGUUCCGGCACGCUGCCGAAAUCGCUCGUCAUGCAUCAGCCGCGCAACAGCGCGUUCGAGGUAUACCGUAAGCCGCACGCCGACGGACGACUGGUAGCGGCAGCGGCGUCGGCUGCCCGCGGUUCCCAGUCGCCCCAGUCGCAGCAACCGCCGCUGGUCACAUCGCGCAGCGUCGACACGUCCGGUGCGGUGUUGUCCGGCGGCGGCGGCGACUACGAUAAGCGCAUUUCCGCGCUGAGCGACAGCUUGCGGCAGGUCCGGUUUAAAGCGAACGACCCGCCGCCCGUCAUGCCGGACGUGCUGAAGCAGCUGAAGGAGCAGAAUCUGCUGCUGCUGCGAAUAUGCAACGAUCUGAGCGAGGAACUGCUGCACAUUCAGCAGAAGCGGGAAGACAUUCGCAUCAAGAUCGAGCUGCAGGAGCAGAUACUGGGCGGUGGUGGUGGUGGUGGUAGUAACAGCACCACCUCCACCAUGCUGUCCACCGGUCCGUCUUCGUUGCCGGCCGUGUCCAGCACGUCCUCGUCCCACACUACCAACCACCACCAUUCGCACCAUCACGCGAAUCUAUGAGCGGGUGGUUCGGUCGGUUAAAUCGGACACGAUUCCAUUGGUCCAUUUGUUCGUGCUCCGGGCACCGUUUUACCACCCCUCGUGUGACGGUGCUCUGUGUUAGAUAGUGUGUUUUGCCUCUGACUAUAAGGAAGCCAUAUAAUCAACAUCCAACUUGCAUGGAUACUGUGUUUAGAUCGUGUCCCGUUUAGCAGUUAGAUCGUCAAAGAUAUACAUCUCGAACGCAUAUACGAAGCAUGUCUCCUCUCUUUCUCCUCUCUCUAUCUUUCUAUAUCUCCCGCGCGAACACACACCCUCCCACAAGGUUCCCCGUGUCUCUCGAAAAGAAACGAAUAAGACAUUGCAGCGUUUUGUAAAUAGGAUCAGAGUGCGGUGGGGUGUGUUCGUUUUUUCCUCUUUCGUAUGUUUUAGCUAGAUUUAUCCUUUUGCCUAUAGUUAUCCCGAUCGAUCGAAUCUAUCUCGUGUUAUUGUGAAAUUGAUACUCAUCCCUGUGCCGUGUGUGUGUGUGUGUGUCUAGCCACUGGGACAAUAUUUGAUGGUUGUGUUUUGUUACUCCGCUGUCCGCUGUUGCGCAUGUGUUGUGUACUGUACAUAUUUCCGCUUUUCUUACAAUUUUCAUUGAAAUGUCACUUCCAAGAUCGUUUCAGUAGCUUUUGAUUUAAGUAGGUGCAUGAGGACAGGUAUGCUAAAACGUUCCUCCUCUUACCUUUUCAUCUAAGAUUUUGAGUUUGAGAUGCUCGAAGCGGCACGAUGCCAAACUCAAACACACAUUGCAUCCUUUCCGUUAUAAAUUAUGGACCAAACUGUAACUGUAACUGCAUACGUUUUAAGCUUGUUUUUGUGACAAAUAGCUUGUACUUUCCUGUCCUUGUAACGAACUCCCCCCCUCCGCUUUUAUCGUCAUUAGUUGCAGCAGUUCAUUCCUUGCAAAAUAUCUCCUCAAUUGCUAUUCACUUAGUCCUUAACGCGCUCCUCCUCUCUGUGUCCUCAGCACACCCUCUCUGUCCAGUUUAUGCCUUCCCAACACGCCGCACAAAAAUAGCGCCAUUCGAUGGCGAGAUACUUCGAUACGUUCGAAAUGCUUGAAAUCGUUAAAAUGUGCAUGCUGCUGUGCUGCGCUGCAAGCGAGGGAUCACUGUUAAUCAUUAAGCAACAAAAGAAGAAGAAGAAGAAGAAAAAAGGGAAUAUAUAUAUACAGAAGACAUGCAUGUGUACGUAUGCGUGUAUGUGUGUGUGUUUGUCUGUACGUAUGUGUAUGUGUGUUGAACACUUCCGCAACCCGUUGACUGGCUUAGAGAGUAGCACACCCCAUGGUGGUGCAAUGUUUUUAAAUCUUACAUAUUUUAAUGAUGAAUUAAUAUACUUAGUCUGUAUAGCGCUCUUCUGCCUGUGUCGUGUCGUAACGCAAUGGAAACGCAACAAUACAAAACAAAAAAUACGAUAAUAAUAUGUUUUAAAUAGCUGAGAGCUCAUUCAAAUUCGAUGAAUGGUGGAAAUUGUGCAAAACGGAAUCUAUGAAUAUUGCGCGAAAGAUGACGAUCGUUGAUGUUGGGAAGAAUGCGGAUGUGGGAAGGGACGCUUGAGCGCAUGUUCGUAAGAAAGAAACUGUUGAAAUGGUGGCUCGAUGGACUGGGCGGACGCGUGGAUUAUAUAAAUUAAACGUAAAUCUCUACUGUCUAAACACUAAACACUAUCAUCGGCGCAUGUGAUCGAGACACGAAACAAAGUGAAUGUUUGUUAAAGUAGAAGCUAUCAAGGGAAGCGAAGGGAAGAUUACUGUGUAGGAAGGAACAACCGCCCCGAGGGGCGGCUACUCGUACGUUUUUAGUGUGUCGUUUGGGGAAGUAGUAGCAUAAAACACUGAUAAGAACAAUGGCGACGUAUAAAAAGCUUGUGUUGUUACAUUAUGUGGACUGUGUAUGGCUUGUUGGCGGAGAGGGGUGUGGUAUGUAAGGACGCGAAACGCGAACCUGGAAGGGUGAUUCUAUUUUAUAUACGAUGUGUAAUAAUGCGUUAGCAAGCGAUAAAAGAAUACAGAACAUUAAUACAAAACAAAACGAAUCCAAAACCCCCUCCCCCGGGGAUCGUUUAUAAUCAAAGAGUACGAGAGAAAGAGAGAUUAUUUAUAGAACGUAGAAGAAGAAAACGUCGGUGCGCAAACAAAACAAAAAAGCUCCAUACAUAUAUUUUUCUCCCCUAUUUGCGCGAACUGUACUAGUAGUAGUUGGUAUAUUAAAUUCAUGGCGUAAAUUUCACAGUCACAGUGCAAACGACACGACCUAAGUAUUACGAACACACUCGUGGGGGAAGCGCACUCAUUUGGUACGGCCAAGUAUGCAUAAGAUCGGUUGAAAUGGAUCUUUAAAUCAUGAAUGCGUUUCGUCAGAUCGUUAGAGGUUUCUUUUCCCCUUUUCCAUCCGCGACGCCUCCAAUUGUUUCUCUUUCUGAGGGCGACGGUUUAUGGCCGCUUUGCGUACCGAGCAGCUCGCAGCAUCCCGCGCCGUUUGUUCAGCUGCAAGUUGAGUGCCACCCGGCCCAGGACUAUCAUCGGUAGGAGGUAUGAAAGUGGGUGAAGUGAGGUCAUAAUUUGUGUGUUUUUUCUACUUUUCUUUCGCCCUUGAAAGGAGCACCCGCACCGAAAGAGACACGAUCAAUGUCAAUGCUAGUGAAAGAAUCUAAUUGUGCAGAUCUCCGCUGUGCGUAAAAACCAACAAAACUAGGCAGAGAGAGAGAGGGAGAGAGAGGGAGAGAAAGAAAGAACGUUGAAUAAACUCAAAGCAUGUGUCAUUCUAAAGCGAAAUGUUUACUACCUCCUUUGAGUACGUAAAAAUGUCCGAAUGAAGUGUAUGACGCACCCCACGAUUCCAUUUUUAUGGUUUAAAGGAUUAAGGUGGAAGCGCUACUUCGAAGGACACCUGAAUGGUGCAGAUGCAGGAGAGGCUGGCGCAAGUCGUAGAACAAGGCAAUCACCAUAGCAACAGCACAGCAGUAACAACUGCGACAGCAUCGGCGCAGAAGACGAGGUGCCCCCGCCACUUCCCAGGUGCAGUGGUAUCAUUUCCCUGGGAAGUUGGUCCGGCUGUUAGAGGCCACCAUGAACGGGGUGCAGUGCAAGGUGAGAGUAUCGAACUUGACGUCGGAAUCGUUCAAAUCUCACAGGGGUCUGAGGCAAGGUGACGGAUUCUCCUGUCUGCUCUUCAACAUCGCCCUGGAAGGUGUCAUUCGAAGCGCGGGACUAGACAACGACAUCAGGGGCACGAUGUUCUACCGAUUUCUCCAAUUUCUUGGCUUCGCGGAUGACAUUGAUAUCAUGAUCAUCAUGAUAUCAUCGGCUGAACAACAGCGAAGGUGUGUGAGGCGAGAAUCAAUGCGACGAAGACGAAGUACCUACUUGCCGGAGACUCCGACCAUCCGGGGAGCAGUGUAUUAGUUGACAAUCUCGAGGUAGUAAAGGAGUUCUACUAUCUUGGGACGGUUCAGACAACGACAUCAGCAGCGAAAUCCGGAGACGCAUUGUACAGGGGAAUCGUGUAUACUUUAGGCUUCACCGGCUGCUGAGAUCCAGAAGACCUCGAGCCCGCACGAAAUGUCAGAUAUAUCGCACAUUGAUUCGCCCGGUGGUUCUCUAUGGACACGAGUCCUGGACCAUCCGAGCGGAGGAUGCAAACGCUCUGGGCAUGUUUGAGCGACGCAUCCUCCGGACCAUAUUUGGCGGUGUGUUCGAGCAUGGAGCGUGGAGGCGAAGGGUGAACCACGAGCUUGCUGGGCUGUACGGCGUACCGAGCAUCCUGACGGUGGCGAAGGCUGGCAGGAUACGAUGGCUGGGGCAUGUCAUGAGGAUGCCGGACUCAUGCCCCACCAAGAAGGUGUUCGAUAGCGAUCCCCAGUUCGGCAUAAGGCGCAGGCGAGCACAGCGAUCUCGAUGACUCGACCAGGUGAAGCGAGACCUGACGGAGAUCGGGUGUCUACAUGGAUAGGAGGGCCAUGUCACAUCGACGUGCUCUUUUGUGAGCAGGUCAACAAGAGAGAGAGGAUAACACCAUCAUCAUCAUCAUCACGGAUCAGCCACACGUGUUCGAAUGGCGCUCAAUAACACCAAACAAAAACGGUUAAUUUAACCGUUACACGGUACUGAUAAGGCACCAAAACGGUGAUGCAUCGGUGGUUAUUUCCAAUCCUCUAACAUUGGAACUAACAAUGUCUAAAGGAACGUUACGGUGACACAGCGCAACAGGAAGAUGAUAAGCACUAUUGACCAACAAAUGCCAUUUUCGUCAUCGUUAAUAGCUCGAUCUGUAAUGAUGGAUGAAAGAUGGCAGAGCUCAGCUUGAAGCAUUGAAGCAAGCAGGUAAGCUUCCUGCUUGGUAGCUCAAUGAUUAACCGAAAAUCCGAUAGCAUUAUCAAGGGAUAUCUCGCAUUGAUUCGUCCGUUCACGCUGUAUCUAGAUUAAGUGCGCGCGCCCGAACAAACAAUGCGCACCUGGUAACGAUGGAUUAUCGAUUGCCUAAUGGCACCGAACGAACCGGGGUGUUGAUAGCCGGGACUCGGGCUCGCUUUCCCAAUUGACCAUUCUACAUACGGAUUGUGUUACCGUAGGGCGUUAACGGCGAUGCAUUUUCGAUAGGUUCAGUGUGAACGGAGCAGUGUACCGAGUCGGUCUCCAGGAGGAGGUAGUAUAGGAAGACAUCUAUUAUUACCGUUCCAAACAAUGUGGAUAGAGUUAAUCACCUGUCUGAUGGUCGCCUGAUAACAGUCACUCUCCUGCCCAAAUUCUCGCCCGUGUGUAUAUCGGAGGUUUAGUAGCUUCCGAUAAGCG